AUAGAGUUGUCACAUGCUUUUGGUCUGUGAGGGCGCAGUAAGGUCCCGCUUCAGCCCGUGUACCCAGACACCAUGGCAGACAUGCAAUGAAAUGUCAACAUUGAACACCAACUGUGAGAAGCACCUUAGGAAGUGGCCUAGGGCGCAGAGGCGGAAAGUGCGGCCACACGAACAGGCGUGGCGGCCAAUCAGCCGCCGGCCUCCGUUCCGCGCUCCAACGGGCGCGGAGAGCGGGCCUGAGGGAGGCCGUGGCAGCUGUCAGGCUAAAGUCCGGCGAGCGAUCGCGGCGGGACGGCGGCGGCGGGACGGGCCCUGGAGAUGAGCCGUGGCGCCGCGGGCUGGUGCUGUCUCGUGCUCUGGCUGCCCACGUGCGUCGCGGCCCACGGCUUACGCAUCCAUGACUACUUAUACUUCCAAGUGCUGAGUCCUGGGGAUAUUCGCUACAUCUUCACAGCCACACCUGCCAAGGACUUUGGUGGUAUAUUUCAUACACGGUAUGAGCAGAUUCACCUCGUCCCUGCUGAACCUCCAGAGGCCUGUGGGGAACUCAGCAACGGCUUCUUCAUCCAGGACCAGAUCGCUCUGGUGGAAAGGGGGGGCUGCUCCUUCCUCUCUAAGACCAGGGUGGUGCAGGAGCAUGGUGGGCGGGCUGUGAUCAUCUCGGACAAUGCAGUUGACAAUGACAGUUUCUACGUGGAGAUGAUUCAGGAUAGUACUCAACGCACAGCUGACAUUCCUGCCCUCUUCCUGCUCGGCCGAGAUGGCUACAUGAUCCGACGUUCUCUGGAACAGCAUGGGCUACCAUGGGCCAUCAUCUCUAUCCCAGUCAAUGUCACCAGUAUCCCUACCUUUGAGCUGCUGCAACCUCCGUGGACUUUCUGGUAGAAAAGCUGACUCCAGGUUCCAGUGACAAUUGACUCGUGGGAAGAGGAACCCCAAGAUUCUGCUAUUGAAAGUUUGGAGAUAGAUUUUGAGGGCAAGUGGGGCCACUAAGACGACAGGGCAGCCAGACUCCCGCUUUCCCUUCCCCGGGGCCUGCAAGGACAUCUCAUGCUUCAGGAAGAGGCAUCUGGCUAGAAUUUGGAACAAAAGGUGCUAAAGGCAGGUGGCCCUGACACAUAGCACCUGUUUCAGCUUCCAGCAGCCAGGACCUCCUCAAUGAGCCUUGUAGCUGUUGCUGAAGUGGUUUAAAGAAGUGGUACUUGGGGACUAGUAAGCCCCUACUUUUAGCAAUAAAGCCAAAUAAAGCUCAUCAGGUUUGUGCCUGUGUCCUAAACUAA
Molecule: messenger RNA, 1280 nt
Organism: Grammomys surdaster
Lineage: Eukaryota; Metazoa; Chordata; Mammalia; Rodentia; Muridae
Gene: Pradc1
Product: protease associated domain containing 1
Exons: 6
Coding region: 319-885 (188 amino acids)
Source: RefSeq, a predicted model, not a curated record